Molecule: messenger RNA, 1965 nt
Organism: Peromyscus eremicus (cactus mouse)
Lineage: Eukaryota; Metazoa; Chordata; Mammalia; Rodentia; Cricetidae
Gene: Mfsd12
Product: major facilitator superfamily domain containing 12
Exons: 10
Coding region: 1-1428 (475 amino acids)
Biological process (GO): carbohydrate transport
Cellular component (GO): membrane
Molecular function (GO): symporter activity
Source: RefSeq, a predicted model, not a curated record
AUGUCGCCUCCGCCGGGCGACGCGGGCCCGGGGCCGCCGCGGACGCUGUCCCUCGCCGCGCGGCUGAGCUUCGCGGUCGGGCACUUCCUCAACGACCUGUGCGCGGGCAUGUGGUUCACCUACCUGCUGCUGUUCCUGCACUCGGUGCGCGGCUACAGCUCGCGGGGCGCCGGGCUGCUGCUGCUGCUCGGCCAGGCGGCCGACGGGCUCUGCACGCCGCUCGUGGGCUACGAGGCCGACCGCGCCGCCUGCGCGCGCUGCGGGCCCCGCAAGGCCUGGCACCUGGCGGGCACCGUCUGUGUCCUGCUGUCUUUCCCGUUCAUCUUCAGCCCGUGCCUCGGCUGCGGGGAGGCCACCCCUGAGUGGGCCGCCCUGCUCUAUUACGGACCCUUCAUCGUCAUCUUCCAGUUUGGCUGGGCUGCCACGCAGAUUGCCCACCUGAGUCUCAUCCCAGAGCUGGUGACCAGUGACCACGAGAAGGUGGAGCUCACAGCCCUCAGGUAUGCGUUCACCGUGGUGGCCAACAUCACGGUGUAUGGCGCCGCCUGGCUGCUGCUCCAUCUGCAGGGCUCCUCACAUGCUGGGCACGACAUCAGUGUGGGUGACCAGCUGGGAGUCCAGGAUGUGCCAGUGUUUCGGAACCUGGCCCUGCUGGUGGUGGGCGUGGGAGCCAUCUUCUCCCUGCUCUUCCAUCUGGGAACCAAGGAGGGGCGGCGGCGGCCCCAGGGCACGGAACCUGAUGAGCACAGCCCCUUGGUGGCCCCUACAGCCCGGCCACAUCUGCUCUGGAAACACUGGCUUCGGGAGCCAGCUUUCUAUCAGGUGGGCAUGCUGUACAUGACCACGAGGCUGAUUGUGAACCUGUCUCAGACCUACAUUGCCAUGUACCUGAGUUACUCUCUCAGCCUGCCCAAGAAGUUCAUCGCCACCAUCCCUCUGGUGAUGUACUUGAGUGGUUUCAUCUCCUCCUUCCUCAUGAAGCCAGUCAACAGGCGCAUAGGGAGGAAUAUGACCUACUUCAGCGGGCUGCUGGUGAUCCUGGCCUUCGCAGCAUGGGUGGCCGUGGUAGAUAAGCUGGGCGUGGCCGUGUACGGGGCUGCUGUGCUGCUGGGCGCCGGCUGCGCCACCAUCCUUGUCACCUCGCUGGCCAUGACCGCCGACCUCAUUGGCCCCCACACGCACAGUGGAGCCUUCGUGUAUGGUGCUAUGAGCUUCUCGGACAAGGUGGCCAACGGGCUGGCGGUGAUGGUCGUGCAGAGCCUGCAUCCCUGCCCUUCCGAGCUGUGCUGCAGGGCCUGCGUUGGCUUCUACCACUGGGUGAUGGUGGUCGUGACGGGCGGCGUGGGUGUGGCCGCGGCCCUGGCUCUCUGCAGCCUCCUCAUCUGGCCCAUCCGCAUUCGCACCCGGGACCUCGGAGACCGGCCCUGACUUGGCUCCCCGGGGCAACAGGACGAAGGACCAGGCCGACGCCCUAACCCCCUGACCCCCCACCUGCUUGGGGUCAGAGGGCACGGUGUGCGAGUGGGGGGUUGUCCCGCCCCAGCCGUGGACUCGGACUCGGCCUGGAGCAGGGACUGGGAGGCCAGGGCCUCGGUCAGCCCGCGGGGACGGUCGGGAGCCAGGGUGGGUAAAGCGUGGCCGAGGCUGGAGGACAGAGGCCCCGGGUCGUGCGGACCGGCGAGGGAGGGACGCGCAGGCACGGUGGGCAGUAGGGCUUUAUCAGAGCGAGGGCGUGAAGGCCGGGGGCGGCUGCCCGGUGGCCGGGCAGGGGCGCUGCCCGCCGCGCUGCCUGAAGUCCUGCGAGGUGUAGCGCGGCCGCUGUGGCGGCGACAGGUCGGGCACGUAGUUGGACCGCUUGGGCUGCUCCGUCCCAAACUGGUUCCUGUUGACCACUGGGGACCCGGACCCUGCUCAGAGGCUGGCACGGCGGGACCCUCGGCCUGCUGGCCCCGCCCACAGCGGGCG